This is a messenger RNA of Laccaria bicolor S238N-H82, 824 nucleotides long. RefSeq lists its product as uncharacterized. The record is from RefSeq and is a predicted model, not a curated record. Lineage: Eukaryota; Fungi; Basidiomycota; Agaricomycetes; Agaricales; Hydnangiaceae. The coding region runs from base 45 to 725 and encodes 226 amino acids. The transcript has 5 exons.
CAACAUACCUACCCUUUUUAGACGCCGGUCGUCCACCACUUGCAAUGUCUCGAGCUGGCCUCGUUUCUCUUGUUCUCUUCUUCCUUUGUAUCACCCUCGCGGCAUCGGCACCUCUUCCAGAAUAUUCCUCAAGCGACGUUGAAAGCUUCGUUGCCCGCUCUGAUGAUUACGAUCGUGAUCUGCUUACACGAUCCCUGGAUUUCGACGCCCCCGAAAUCCGAGAACUUUCUUUCCUCAGAGAGCGAGACUUCGACAUAGGGGAUGGCACCUACUACAAGCGCGAAUUUGUCACCUCUGAUACUGCUCCGCUUUACCGCCGCUCGAAAGUUACUCAAAAAAUCAACGCGGCAUUCCACAAAGCUGGUGCAGCUAUCAAGCACGGCUUCCAGAAAGCUGGUACAGCGAUUAAGCAAGGCGUCCAGAAAGCUGUCAAGAAAGUGGGCACAUUCGUCAAGAACACUGGGGCCAAGAUCGCCAAAUUCGGGCUGAAAGUUGUUUCUGCCGCGGCGGGUGUUCUUAGUACUGUUUCCAGGUUUAUUCCCGCCGUCGGGCCAGGACUAUCGGCGGCCUUCAAAGGUGCAUCGGCUGCUGCUGAUGCAGGCUCCAACGCGAUCCAUGCAAACCUUGGGAAGAAGCUUAAUAACGGAAUGAAAGCGCUGAACAUCAUCAAGGACCCUAUCGGUGCUGGUAUCAGUGCUGCAGCAAAGAAGGCAAAGCACAAGUAAACCAAGAAAUAGCACGUUCUAGCCAUGUAACAUUCUCGUCCCCCAUAAUGACUUUGGUAGCGUGCUUCACGUUUCUGGAGGAAAUGCGACUUCGAUGAU